This is a messenger RNA of Trachymyrmex cornetzi, 1769 nucleotides long. Its product is annotated as ileal sodium/bile acid cotransporter. The record is from RefSeq and is a predicted model, not a curated record. The transcript is spliced from 7 exons. Lineage: Eukaryota; Metazoa; Arthropoda; Insecta; Hymenoptera; Formicidae. The coding region runs from base 474 to 1769 and encodes 431 amino acids. Gene Ontology annotation, cellular component: membrane.
CUCCUAUAAAGACGCACAUAAAAUGUGAUUGUGGCUAUGCAAGUUAUAUGGAUAUAUCCUCAUCCACCGGAACGUGCCGUCUCCCACCACGUGCCUGUCGUAGUGUCGCAUUCGCGUUCACCGAUUAUGCAAUUGAGCUGUAAUAUUUUGCGACUUCGGCGAACGAGGAGAGUUAAGGCAUUAUCGAUUAUGAUCGCGAAUGUAUGUAUGUUUCUUGCGCGACGGUGAACGCGCGUCGAGGACCGAAGGCGCAUGAAUUCGUCGAUGCACGCGAAACGACACAUGCGCGUGUGUAUACAUGCGUGUUUGAUUACCUUUUUUGCAACGUUUCGAAAGUCACUUAUUAGUCGUCACGGAGAUAAUGAUUUUAUUUCUUUCUUUACGAGAACGUUCUGAAAGAGAGAGGAUGUAGAAAAAGUGACGUUAUCUCAUGACAAAAUGAUUUUACAUUCUUAUCUAAUCAUGUUUACAGAAUGGCAGGUGUUGUAUAUGUGAUGGGACUGCUGUUGUUAGGAGGAGCAUCAGCAUGGACCGUUGAUAUUGCAGAUAACAUAACUGUACAUAUGAAUCAAGUAAUAUCAGUCCCAUUCAGUGUACAUGUUGGUGAUACGUCCAGACCAAGUAUGUGGUAUUUUAAUACCGACCAACAUAUUGCAAAACUAAGUUCUGAAUUUACAAAGUCAAACGGAACUUUAUUCAGUGGUAUCUUUAAUAUCACUGGCGUAUUCCUUGGUAGGACGACAUUAACGUUUACUGUGACAGAAAUGACGAUUAAAGAGGAUCGAGAAGUAGCUGUUAUUACCGUAAUACGAGAGGAACGUAUAAUAGACACUGUAUUUACUGCCAGUGUAGCAAUACUUGUAUCCAUUUUGUAUAUUAAUUUUGGUUGUGCUAUAGAUUGGAACGUAUGUCGCAAUACAUUAAGAAGGCCAAUAGGUCCAGCCAUAGGUUUCUUCUGCCAGUUCCUGAUCAUGCCAUUGUUAAGUUUUCUCAUUGGAUAUCUUUUAUUUCCUGAUCGUCCUGAACUGCAAAUAGGCAUGUUCUUCACAGGGAUAAGUCCAAGUGGUGGCGCUUCUAAUAUGUGGACACUGUUACUUGAUGGCAAUCUGAAUCUUUCAAUCACAAUGACUACUAUAUGUACCAUUGCUGCAUUUGGAAUGAUGCCAUUUUGGGUCUUCACAUUGGGUAGAUAUAUUUUCGCACAGGGAAAAAUUGCAGUUCCCUAUGAGCAUAUCGCAACUUUCGUAAUUGGUCUUGUAAUUCCACUGGCCAUAGGAUUUAUCAUUCAAAAAAAGUUUCCAAGAGUAUCGAAGAUAUUGGUCCGAGUAAUGAAACCUUGCUCUGUGAUUUUAAUUAUAUUCAUUAUUAUAUUUGCCAUCAUGACUAAUCUAUAUAUAUUUCAACUGUUUACAUGGAAGAUCAUAAUCGCAGGAAUGGGUUUACCCUGGUUAGGUUUUACAUUUGGUUUUAUAAUAGCGUAUAUUUGCAAGCAACCUCAAGCUGAUAUACGGGCGAUUGCCAUUGAAACUGGUAUUCAGAAUACAGGCGUGGCGAUCUUUUUGUUACGAUUUACAUUGAAGGCACCCGCUGACGACCUAACUACUGUGGUUCCUGUAUCUGCCGCAAUGAUGACACCGGUUCCAUUAACAAUUUUAUUUAUAAUAAAAUUGAUUUAUAAAUACAAGCAAAAAAAAACGGCAAAAGGGACACUACAGUCUGCUCCAUCGUUAGAAAAACUCCAACAAACUACAAACGUUUCUACGCAAUGA